Psilocybe cubensis is the source of this 264-nucleotide messenger RNA. RefSeq lists its product as uncharacterized. The record is from RefSeq and is a predicted model, not a curated record. Gene Ontology annotation, biological process: negative regulation of ATP-dependent activity. The transcript is spliced from 3 exons. Bases 1 to 264 code for a protein of 87 amino acids. Gene Ontology annotation, molecular function: ATPase inhibitor activity. Gene Ontology annotation, cellular component: mitochondrion. Lineage: Eukaryota; Fungi; Basidiomycota; Agaricomycetes; Agaricales; Agrocybaceae.
AUGUCAACAUCAGGAGCUACUGCACAGGCAAGCGAAUUCCGAAAAGACUCGACUUGGAAAGGCAGGGAACAAUCACAAGAAGCACAGUACAUCCGCCAAAAGGAGAAGGAGCAACUCGAAGCAAUUAGGCAGACACAUUCCGAGAACAAAGAUAACGACGGCAUCGACCAGGUCAAACAUCCCAUGGAUCGCGACUUCGAAGGGGGUUUUGGAGGACAAGAGGAUCUCGAAGAUCGCUAUGCCACUACGAGCGGUGAACACUGA